AUGCCUCCUUUAAAUAAAAGAAAACACCAUCUUGAGGCUGUGAAAAAAUCAAAAGCUGAGCAUGCAUAUAAAGAAAUCGAUAAAAAAGCUGAUAGUUACUUUGAAGUUUUACUAGCAGCUGCUAAGAAUAAUAAUUUUUGGAAAGUUGCAGUAGCACAAUAUAUAAAAUCUAUUACUUCUUAUUUAUCUUUAAUCAAUUCUUUAAGGUUUAAUAUUGCUUUAACAUCUACUUAUAAAUUUUUAGCUGCAGAUGCAGCAGUGCAAUUAAUGGAGACAAAUUUGGUUGAUGAGGCUGUAGAUACAAUAGUGAUUAAUAAGGAUGGAGAUACAAUAAUAGUUGAUAAUGCUGUAGAUUCAAUAGUUAAAUCAGUAGAAAUAAAUAUAAAUAAUAAUAAAGCCUAUAUAAAACAAGCAAUUGAGAAAUUAGACAAUAUGUUAGAAAAAGACAGUAAACAAAUUGAUAAGGAACUAAGUGAAUUUUUAUAUGAAUCUUUGAGACAUAUUCAUUUAACUGUAGAGCAACAUUUAGUCUACUCAGAAAUUCCAAAUAGAUAUAUUACAGAAACACUUGAAGUUGGUAUAAACCAUGAUGGCACAAUUUUUGUAUUUGCAUUUGAUAAUAGUUCAAGUCAUGGUGCUUUUGCAGAAGAUGCAUUAGUAGCAAGCAGAAUGAAUGUAAAAUAUGAAGAUGAAGAAAAGAUCUGUUGUAAUAUAAGGAAGUUAGCAAGACAGCCAGAUUUUAUGGAACAAAAAAAUAUUCUUGAAGACAUUAUAUAUAGUCAAGGGUUGCAAAAUAUUGUACCAGAAGCUCUUGCUUCUGUAGACAUUAUAACAAUUCGUAAGUUCGCAAAAAGAGCAUGGUGA
Cetraspora pellucida is the source of this 864-nucleotide messenger RNA. NCBI's taxonomy places the organism in Eukaryota, Fungi, Glomeromycota, Glomeromycetes, Diversisporales, Gigasporaceae. The record is from the annotation of a GenBank genome assembly.